Glarea lozoyensis ATCC 20868 is the source of this 2001-nucleotide messenger RNA. RefSeq lists its product as uncharacterized. The transcript has 3 exons. The record is from RefSeq and is a predicted model, not a curated record. Lineage: Eukaryota; Fungi; Ascomycota; Leotiomycetes; Helotiales; Helotiaceae. Gene Ontology annotation, cellular component: nucleus. Bases 1 to 2001 code for a protein of 666 amino acids. Gene Ontology annotation, molecular function: chromatin DNA binding.
AUGUACUCGACGCAAUCCACAAACGGUCUUGGGGUCAAUGACGGAGGUACUAUUAAUCCAGCUGCACUGUCAGGAGUUUUGAGCAACCCCGGCGCGAACGUAAACCAAGAUCAGAUACCACGAGGGCUGAAGCGUAGUCGAUCGCCGGAUCAAUCUGGAGAUUUACAGCAAAGCGAGAAUUGGGGAGAUGGUGGUGACUCAAAGUCGCGAAAGCGAGGACGACCGAUGAAGCCAACACGUCCUGGUGUGCUGGAAAGUCCGAAUCAGUUGUCAAUGCCUCUACCUCAGCAACAAAUUAUCCCACCUCCCCAGACGCCUCAAGCGCAAACAGCAAACCUACCCCCUCAAUUAAGCAAUGUGACGCCAACUCAAUCUUCACCACCCAAGGCUACUCCUACAAAGACAGUUAUCAAGGCACUACCGACGGUGCGCGAUCAUACUACAGACCAGCUUGGUGCUGAAGGCGAUGAAUACGUUCCCAGGGAAUACGAUGAUGCUGGGGAGAAGAAGGUCACUCAGACUGGACAGCUUAUGGACGGACGCGAAUACAGAUGCAGGACAUUUUUCGUGCCAAACAGAGGCGACAAAUUGUUCAUGCUUGCUACGGAAUGCGCCCGAGUAUUAGGCUACCGAGAUUCAUAUCUUCUUUUCAACAAGAAUCGGUCUCUGUACAAAAUCAUCGCCACCCAAGCUGAAAAGGAAGACUUGAUCAGCCAAGAGAUAUUGCCUUUUUCUUAUCGAUCCCGUCAGAUUGCUAUCGUCACGGCGAAGUCCAUGUUUCGACAAUUCGGCAGUAGAGUAAUCGUCAAUGGAAGACGCGUGAGAGAUGAUUAUUGGGAAUCGAAAGCUCGAAAGCAAGGAUUUACCGAGGAGGAUAUGGCCGGAGAAAAACGGCCCGGUGCUGCGAAAGCUAGAGAAUCUGCAGCCGCAGAAGCUACUGCCAACGCUUCUCUUGCUCUUGGACAUCACGGUGACAUCGUUUACAGCAAUACUCCUGGCCACUAUCCGACACACCCACCAGGCGCACAGACACAAGGUAUCCAACAAGGCAUGAUCGGUCCACCAGGAAGCGCUACAACUUUACCAAUGAUUACAUUAGCCCCCGAGCAACCGGACAUGCGUCUACGAGAUUAUAGUAACAUUCAACGUCCACGACAGGAGAUUACCGGGCCAGCUUAUCAAGACCGGACUCAGACAAGCCCUCCAACCGAUCUUUUAUCCGGAGCCCAUCAAGCUGCUGAGUAUAACAAGCAGGUCAACUCUCAAAGGAGCAGAAGCACCGAAUUUCACGACCGACGUUGGAGACAACCACAUGAGCCUCCACCAACUCUUGUGCAACAGCAGCAGCAGCCACCGCAACCGGUGGGAACCAAUGAUGGGCUACCAACAACUCAGACUCUUCAAUCACCACGUAUCGCACAGAACAAUCCCCAGCAAUCAAACAUGCCUCAGUCGGCGCCUCAACACAUGAUUGCUGGUCAAAAUUAUUCGCAAGCCACACAUCAGCCAAAUCCGAUUGCUCAAUCUCCAAUGCGAGCUACAAACCCCGGACCAAUGAGACCUGAUCAGCUAGGAAGAUCGCCUGGCCUUCCUAUGGGAACAAGUACACUUGCUCAAGCAGGAAAUCCAUAUGCUUUUGCUCCUCAAACACAAAUGUGGCCACCAUCUCAACCUCAACAAUCUCCAGGAGGAUAUUCUAACUAUACCCCACAUGCCUCCCAACAAUCCCCUCAUCUUCAGCAAUCGCCGCACCAACCUCCGCCACAACUGCGACAUGCUGGCAGUAAUCCACAGAUGCAACCGGCGUUGCAAUAUCCAGGAAUGCAAAGUCUUGGGCCAGGAUAUCCGGCUCCCGGACGAGGUCUUUACCAGCAAGAUCAAAGUCCACAGCAAUACAUGCAGCCCACUACAUCCGGACCUCAGCCAGGCGCUCAAGGUUGGGCACAGCAGCCACCUCCAGGCUCUACAACCUCAUGGGGCUGGACCGGCCAAAGCCAAUGA